AUGUUGUCAGAUAACAUGAAACAAAAGAGCAAAAAGAAACUCAUUGCUGACUUCGACACUGUUUCAUUAUAUCCUUCAGCUAUAGCAAGACUUUAUACUUUAGAAGGUAUUCCAAAAGUAUUGAAGGAUGAGAUGUUAAGCACAGAGUAUCUCAUGAGACAUUUAUUCGAUGAUGACCAAAAGGAACCCAUUGGUGAAAAGUUUAUGUCUGGCUUCUUUGUUCUCAUUAAGAUAACAGAGAUUGGUAUACCCAGACACUUUCAUUUAAUAGUUUGCGACCCUGAACUAAAUCCAGAACUUAACGUUCCAAGAAGUUCAAACACUUGCUGUCUCAUGUAUGUUGACCAUAUAACAUUACAAGACCUCAUAAAAUAUCAAGGUGUCAAAUGUGAAGUGUUGCAAGGAUACUAUUACGAUGGAAACAGAGAUAUGAGAAUAAGAGAUGAAGUAAAGAAGUUGUUUGAGUUAAGGUUAAAGUAUAAGAAAGAAGAAAACCCCUUACAAGAAAUUAUAAAACUCAUUCUGAACAGCAUUUAUGGCAAAACUAUUCUAUCUCCUAUUGAGUCAAAAAUAACCAUAGUAAAUGACAAAGAUGCUAUAAGAUAUGCUAUAAGAAAUUACAACCAUAUAGUGAAGUUCGAAGGUUUGGAUGGUUCAGAUAAAACUAUUUUCAAGCUAACGAAAAGCAUUUGCAGACACUUUAACUUCUGUCCACUUGGUGUUAAUAUUCUGUCUAUGUCAAAACGUAUUAUGA
This is a messenger RNA of Trichomonas vaginalis G3, 754 nucleotides long. RefSeq names its product organellar and viral DNA polymerase type B. The transcript has a single exon. Gene Ontology annotation, molecular function: nucleotide binding; DNA binding; DNA-directed DNA polymerase activity. The annotation marks the transcript as partial. NCBI's taxonomy places the organism in Eukaryota, Parabasalia, Trichomonadida, Trichomonadidae. Gene Ontology annotation, biological process: DNA replication. The record is from RefSeq and is a predicted model, not a curated record.